AAAAAUAGCAAGAGGAAGAGGGAGGAAAAAAAAAACAUCUCCGCUGCAAAAAUUUAUUUCGCGAGAUCAGGGCGGCUCCGCCCCCUUGCCGCAGAUUCGCGGCGAGAGGGGGAAGGCGGAGGUUUCCGAGGCGGCGGAGCCCGUUUUCCGGUGAGAUUUUCGGCGGCGUUCCGACGCCGCAGAUAGACGGAAGGCACGAUCUUGCGGCUGUCCCCCGGCGAAUUCUUGCCGGGCUAUAUCUGAGGAUUGACGGUCGCGCCAGGCUGGGCAUUUCCACCGCGUUUCUUGCGCGGAUUUCGUCGAUUCCUUGGCGCUGCGGCCGAGAAUCCGGUGUUGAACUGGUCGCCGGAGACAAAAGGCAAAGAGGCGAUGGACUACUACAACAUCCUCAAGGUGAACCGGAAUGCCUCAUUGGAGGACCUCAAGAAGUCGUACCGGCGGCUCGCUAGGACGUGGCACCCCGACAAGAACCCGACUGGUGGCGCCGAGGCUGAGGCUAGGUUCAAGCAGAUAACCGAGGCCUACGAGGUACUAAGUGAUCCAGAAAAGCGUGCAAUUUAUGACCAAUACGGUGAAGAAGGUUUAAAGGGGAUGCCUCCGCCUGGUUCCCAAAGCCGGACCUCCACAGCUUCUGGCUCAACUGGUCCAAAUAAUUUCCGUUACAAUCCUAGUGAUCCAGAUGAAUUCUUUAAUGAGUUCAUGGCGAGCAACAAGCCAUACACCUUUGGUCAAGACCGGAGGCGUUUUCAGCCAGCACACCGGACCUCAGCAACAAACGGUCGAAGUGAAGCUUCUUCCAGUUCACAGAAGGAGCCUGGUACCAGUACAAGCCAUCUGGAAAAGCCACCGCCAGUGGAGAAGACAUUACUUUGCACUCUUGAAGAGCUGUAUAAUGGGACAAAAAGGAAGAUGAAGAUCACUAGGAAUGUCGCAAAAUCAGAUGGAAAGGUAGAAGUUGAGACAGAGAUCCUACAGGUUGAGGUGUUGCCGGGCUGGAAAAAGGGAACAAAGAUGACAUUUCCCAACAAAGGCGAUACACUUCCCGGCUAUUUACCGCAGGACCUGACCUUUGUCAUCGACAUGAAGCCCCAUGACACCUACACUCUGGAAGGGAACAACCUCCUGGUAAGCCAGGAGAUCCCCCUGGUGGACGCUCUUGCCGGGACGACCAUAAACCUCAGGACCCUUGACGGCAGGAGCCUUCCCGUGAGGGUGGAGGAAGUGGUGCGCCCUGGGCAAGAGAUUGUGAUCGAGAAUGAAGGGUGGCCGAUCCGGAAGGAGCCAGGGAAGAAGGGGAGCCUGAGGAUCAGGUUCGACGUGGCCUUCCCGGUGAGGCUAUCCUCGUCGCAGCGAGCUGCCAUCAGGCGGAUCAUGGGGAGCUAACCAGAGAAAAGAAGGGCGCAACAAUGGAUCGGUCCAUCAUACAGAAACAAGAAAAAAAAAACUAGCUAGUCUUGUCACAGUUGGGAUUGGUUUGGGUUAGUUCGUGUUCAUUUGUUGUUCAUAGAUCAGUAGCGGUGCAGCACUAAUUCCGUGUGUUUAGUCCUGUUCUUCGCAAGUGACGUUGUUUUCUUUUUGGUGACUUUUGUUGAUGAUUAGCAGUUGGAUGCUUUUAGUUCUGAUCAUAUCAAACGGAUGUUUACCGCCCCUUUA
Messenger RNA from Hordeum vulgare subsp. vulgare (domesticated barley), 1653 nucleotides. RefSeq names its product dnaJ homolog subfamily B member 1-like. The transcript is spliced from 5 exons. The coding region runs from base 370 to 1383 and encodes 337 amino acids. The record is from RefSeq and is a predicted model, not a curated record. NCBI's taxonomy places the organism in Eukaryota, Viridiplantae, Streptophyta, Magnoliopsida, Poales, Poaceae. Gene Ontology annotation, molecular function: protein-folding chaperone binding. Gene Ontology annotation, cellular component: cytosol.